Sclerotinia trifoliorum is the source of this 1023-nucleotide messenger RNA. The record is from the annotation of a GenBank genome assembly. NCBI's taxonomy places the organism in Eukaryota, Fungi, Ascomycota, Leotiomycetes, Helotiales, Sclerotiniaceae.
AAGAAAAUACACCUUCCUCGCGUCGAGAUUGCGGUCCAACUGCCACUAGUUUGACCUUUAACCGAACAAGUAACAUCCCAUCGACCUCUAAUCACAAGAAGUAACCGGCGACGACCUUUUAAAAUAAUUGCGAUCAAUCGCGAAGGCUCAUUCAAAGUAUGCCAUAUGUACUGACUCAACCGUAUUGAUCUCAACUCUGCUAAUGAAUAAUUCGCAGAUGUUCUCUAGACGUAUUGCAGCAGCGCGACCACUGCGAACCUCCCUCAUUCCACGUCAAGCCACCCUCAUCCCACAGAGAUGUGCCAGUCAGUCUGCUGCCUCCAGCGGACCAGCCUAUCCAGCUUAUCCACAGUUGGUCAGUCAACUUGAUCGCAGUUAUUUGUAUCAGGUAGAAGCAUGCACUGACAGAGCAGGAUGAAGACCGACAUUGAAGACCCCGGCAUGGUCAGUUUAUCCGAAAUCGAUUUCUGAGCGGAGACUAACAUAGUAUGAAGAACGGAGGAUAUAUCAAUCCCCCCAGAGUUAAGCGUCAAUUCCGUGACCCUCAUGCCGAUUGGUGGGAUAAGCAAGAGAGAAGAAACUACGGAGAGCCAGUUCAUGAGGACAAUGAUAUUCUGGGCAUGUUCUCACCAGAAGAAUACACACAUCAAAAGCCCGGAACGGCUGCGCUCCAAUUGGGCGUUUUUGUUUUAUCUGUAUUUGGACUUUGCACAAUCGUGGGCAUGAUGUACCCAGAUAAGCAAUCUGUCCCAAGAGAGUUUGAAGGUGGACUUGAGAGAGAGUUGGGUGGCCCAACUGCAGUCAGAGUAAGUUGCAUUGUACAUGCGUUCUGUAAGUUGCUUUGUACUAACCCGAAGAAAAGGCUAGAGCUGCUGGAGAUCCAUUGUAAAGGAAGGUGGAUUUGUACAUAUGAUUAUCAAUUUGAGCAAGUUUUGAGGUACCUUCAUUGUAAUGCACUAUAUGGUAGUAAACUUUCUUCAACUACGGCCCCCUUUCUCUGGAGUUAUGUCCAUAUCAAAUAGU